Molecule: messenger RNA, 999 nt
Organism: Aspergillus nidulans FGSC A4
Lineage: Eukaryota; Fungi; Ascomycota; Eurotiomycetes; Eurotiales; Aspergillaceae
Product: D-mandelate dehydrogenase-like dehydrogenase
Exons: 3
Coding region: 1-999 (332 amino acids)
Biological process (GO): glyoxylate catabolic process
Molecular function (GO): glyoxylate reductase (NADH) activity; NAD binding; oxidoreductase activity, acting on the CH-OH group of donors, NAD or NADP as acceptor
Source: RefSeq, a predicted model, not a curated record
AUGCAGUCAACUAAACCCUUUGUGCUCUUCUUCAAUCCGGUCAAGUUCGCCCGCCCCUUCUACGAGCAGCUCCAGAAAGUGGCGCAUACAGAGGUUGUGACCAGUCGAAAUCGGACAGAAUUCUUCCAAGACUUGCAGGACAAGUACAGGAAUAUCUUUGCCAUUUACCGCACUUCCUCCAGCGGCGCUGUUGCCGGCAAGUUCGAUACAGAGUUCAUCAACCGACUACCCCCGAGCUGCAAAUAUAUCUGUCACAACGGCGCUGACGCCUGCGCCAAGAGAGGCAUCGUGGUCACCAAUGCGCCAGAUCCCGUUACCGAUGCCACGGCCGACUUGGCCGUCUUCCUGCUCCUCGGGGCACUGCGUCAGUUGAAUCCCGCCAUGAACUCGCUGCGAGCUGGCAGAUUCAAGACAGGUGUCGCCGUCGGCAAUGACCCGCAGGGUAAGGUGCUCGGCAUCCUAGGCAUGGGACGCAUUGGCCGUGCGAUCAAGAAACGGUGCGAUCCCUUCGGUUUGAAGACAGUCUACCACAACCGAACUGUAUUGGCACCGGAGCAAGCUGCAGGUGCGGAAUAUGUCUCGUUUGACAAAUUACUGGCCGAAAGUGAUAUUAUCAGCGUGAAUGUGCCGCUGACGGGGCAGACGAAGCAACUCAUUGGCGCGGCGGAGCUGGCGAAGAUGAAGCGCGGCGUUAUCAUCGUGAACACGGCCAGAGGUGCGAUUCUCGAUGAGGCGGCGUUGGCAGAUGCCCUAGAGAGCGGGCAUGUUGGGGCCGCAGGACUGGACGUCUAUGAGCGGGAACCGGAGGUGAAUGAAAAGCUCCUUAAGCAAGAGAGGGCCCUGAUGGUGCCCCAUGUCGGCACGCACACGGCAGAGACCCUGGCAAAGAUGGAGACUUGGGCAAUGGAGAAUGCGCGGCGGGCAAUCACUGGAGAGGCCCUCUUGUCGCCGGUCCCUGAGCACCAGGGGCUAGCACUGCAGGCGCGAAGUAGAGUCUAG